GUAACUUCCAUGCAGUGCAGGGCUCCCAUCACAGAGAGCCCAGUUAGGAGCUCGCACCGCGGGGAUGACACACGCGAGCACUUUGUCAUUUGCCAGCCACUGCCCAUGGACGAGGCAGAUCGGGCCACUGAGCGAGUAACGUCCGGGGGCGGGGGGGGGGGGGGUUAUUUGCUUUCUUGCAAUGGCUCCUGUGACAGAUCCGAACAAGUGGGAGCGACGCUGAUCUCCAUGGAGCCCCCUCCUGCCUCUGGCUGCUGCACCGGCUGCAGUGUGUGAAGCCGCCCCAGCCAGGACGGACCAUGAGGGGCGUCUUCGGCUUCAAGCGGCUGAGGCUGAAGAUCUGGAGGAGAUGCACGCUCCUGUUCUUCCUCUGCUGGGCUGCCUGCUGGCUGCUGGGCAGCACGUUCCUCUUCCUUGUCCACAGGAGCGUCUUCUCCGAGCGCUGCACGGACGAGAAAAGCCACGGGAUCCUGGCGAGGCUGUGUCUUGACUACAGCAAAGGAGCCCUGACUGGCGACCUUUGUGAAGACUUGUGUGUGGCACAGAAGCUGGUGUACAAACAGUGCCUUUACUACGACAGAGGUAAGAAGGUCAUCCAGGCGGACUGGAAAGGCCAGCCAGUCAUCUUGAAAUCCAAAAAGGAAAUCUUCUCUAGCUACCAGCGCCUCAGAUUGCUUGAUGAAGUGGAAACACAGGAUGUUCCUGAGACAGAGCUUCUGCUGAUGGUAGCUUUGGAGGUCAAAAAUGUCCUGGGUCUGGAAUUAUCUAACAACACCAUGGGACCCUUAUGGACUAGAAGGAGAGAUCUGCAUUGGAAAGCACAAGUGGCCAGCAUGUGGUCCUUACUCCAGCAGGAAGAAUAUAUCUACUUCAGUCUACUGCAGGACUUCAGCAAACAUGUCCUACGGGUCAUCGGCUCCUGUGGCCACUUCUAUGCUGUGGAGUAUCUCACAGCCGGACAUGCCUGGCACAAAACUAUUUUUCCUUUGGAGGAUGCAGUUGGUCCCUCCUUCACUGGCACUAAACACAAGGUGAAGGCAAUAACUGACAUUGCACUCAGCUUCCUAGAUAUGGUGAAUCAUUUUGAUAAUGAUUUCUCUCACCGGCUUCACCUGUGCGAUAUCAAACCAGAGAAUUUUGCUAUCAGAAAUGAUCUCACGGUAGUCGCCAUUGAUGUGGAUAUGGCCUUUUUUGAACCUAAAAUGAGGGACAUCCUUGAACAGAAUUGCACAGAAGAUGAAGACUGUAAUUUUUUCGAUUGCUUUUCGAAGUGUGACCUGAGAAUCAGAAAAUGCGGAGCAGAGAGGGCCAACAACAACCUGCAAGUCAUCUGUGACAAAAUAUUCCGUCACUGGUUUUCUCCAAAUCUCAGGGGACACACAAUUUCCUUCCCUCUGCAGUUGCAGUUGCAAAAGGCUGUUCAUGAAUGUGCCAAACCAGAGCCCAAGGACUUGACACAACACCAGCAAACAUCUCUGCAUUCUCUGUCUGAGUUAUACCAUUUGCUGCAAGCCAGUCAAAGAGAGCUUCAAAAAGCAGAUGGUUAGCCUGGUGAAAACCAAUGGUAACGAUGAUAUAUAAUAAUCAUCAUUGCCAGCAAUCUCUCUCUCUCUCUCUCUCUCUCUCUCUCACUCCCUACCCCAUCCAUUGUAUUAUUUUUUACAGUAUAUAGCUUAUUUUUUUUACUAUGAAAAUGAAACUCAUGAUUGAAGAUGCAGUGAAUGUUAUUAAUCCCCUCUGAGGUGUGAAAUUGUUUUACAUUAUAUGGACAUUAUUCUUGCUUGGCUUUUUGGUUGGCUCUCCGCAGUGACAUUCUGCCAUUGGUUGCCCAUAGAGUUGUGGUGUCCUGCAGAAAAAACAUCCAUAUGAGAGCUGACCCCAGGCUGAUGAGAUAUUUAUCUGUGGAUGGUGCUUUGAAAAUGAAAGGUGUAAAUGCUUAGCAGAACUAAUAUUAAUUUAAAAGAGAGGCACGAGGUGUCCUUUUAUUUCACCGCAGAGUGCAGGACUGGUAGGCAGGGUUCAGGACAGAGAACUCUGCACAGACAGCUUCUGCCAGUAGGGAAGACACAUGGCUGCUUUUGUAUAGACUUCUGCUGCUGCUGAUCUCAAAGGCAUUGCCUUUCUUUAUUUUAUGCAACUAGACCCCUAGCCGACACUGCUGAAAGAAAAUACAUCAAGAUGCUUAGGGAUUGUCUAAACAGAGAAAUUUACCAACAUAAUCAUAGUGGUAAAAUUAUACUGCUAUAGUUAUACUGGUAUAACUCCUCAUGUGAACACACGUAUUUUCUUUUCUGGUUUAGUUUAUCUCAUUUUGGGAGAGGUAGAUGGGACACUUUAGCAGGCCACAGUGUAGCGUAUCAUUUCUUUCCCUUCACAAUCAUGAAAGGGAUUGUGGAAAAGAGCAGGGAAUACUGAUGGCUUUUAUUUAGUACAUGCAAAUUUUGGGGGGCUUUAUGGUGAUAUUUUAGUAACAAAAGGAAUUUUGCAUGAGAAGUCAUGAUCUGCAGUCAGUGGGACCAGUUAUAUGAACAGGGAUUGCAGGAUUAGGGACUUAAUGCUGAUUUCCAAAGUUCUCUAGCUGUCGAGAGUCUAACAGACAAGUUUAGAAGCUGUCUCAGUUUUGUACUGGUGCUAUGCCUGUCUGCCAUUGCUGGCAGAUUAUGGGAUUGCAUAAAUGAGGCAGAAUCCUUAAAAAACAAACAUUUCAAAUUUUUUACUAAAAUAUCAUCAGAUGGGACUCUCUAAUUUUGAAUCUGGCAGUGCUGGGUUGGGAGCAUAUAAUAGCACUUGGGGCUUGUCUAUAUGAACACUUUGAGGGCUGUUUAUACUGAAAAGUUAAAGAGGCAUUCCUGAGAGAUGUAGUUAAGCUGACCUAACCCCCGGUGUAGACAGGAAUAAUUCUUUUGUCAACCUAGUUACUGCCUCUCGGGGAGGUGGAUUAUCUACAGUGAUAGGAGAACCCUUCCCAUCGCUGUUAUGUCUACAAUGAAGCAUUACAAUGGUGCAGCAGCUGUGCCACUGCAGCGUGUUAAGUGUAGACAUACCCUUAAUGCACAGCAGACUAAUGUGGGAUAGAUGUACACCCCAGUAUUUUUCCUCUUUGAAACUGCUUUACAAACAUUAGUCUUCACAAUAGCCCUGAAGCUUGCCAGCUGAACUAUUUUAUCCAUAGGCCUUGUCUAGCUAGUAAAUAAGUGUUCUUUUUAAAUAGUGUUAGCUCACGUGAUUUUAAACACCUCUUAGCACCUAAAAAUGCGUUAGGUGGUUAGGAGAAGUCUAGGAUUCCUCAUGACCAGCUAACAUAUUCAUAAGGGUGUUAAAUCAUGUCUAUACUAGGUGCUAAAUCAUGUAAAUCCUAAGUAGUGUUUCAAAUUAUGUUAGGUUUUACACCAGAGAGAAUGAGGUUAAAGAACUUGCCCGGGCAAGGCCAGGGAAUUGAGCCAGGAUUAGAACUCAGAAAUCCUUGGCUGGUAAAACUUUGCUUAAUCCACAACUUUUUCUAAGAGAUCAAACAGACAUUUAAAAAAAAUAAUCCUCAGCUAAAGUAGGAAAUGUACCAAAAAGCCCAGGCCCUGUCACAAAGCUGAGGUCACCCAUGAUGUCAUUAGAAAAUGUAAUGAAACUGAUUGAGGAGAAACAAAAUCAAAUAGGAUGAACUCUGAAAUCACUGAACUGAAUCAAAGAGAGACAACUGCAAGACAAAUGCAUUAAAGAUUGUGAGGUGGUCAGAUCUUAUGUAAAGUGGGCCAGACAAGUACCAUAAAUAAAAAGAAGGUGGAAAAAGGGACGAAGGAAAAGUCAAGGAAAAAUAGAUUAAAAAAAAAAUACAGCUCAGCUUCCGGUUGGCUCCAUGUAUAAUGCUGUCCUCUCGCAAUUGGCCAAGGUAAGGUGCCUUACUUCUAAGAAAGGGGGAUGGGGGCAGAAAACUGUUAGCUCCAAUGGCACAGGGCCGUGGAGCUUUUUGGACUAGGCUAGAGAGCUCUGUUACCCACGUUGCAUGUGCGCAGUAGAGAUCUUUGCCCUGACCCAACUAUGGGAGCUGGAUCAGGCCCCAUAAGUAGCCACAGAUUUGUUACACUUCCAACCAACAAAACGGCCAGUAUUUCACAGCAAGAGGCAAUGAUGGACCUAGAAAGAUCAAUAGCAGCUUAUUGUGCAUCCCGCAGCCCCCCAACGCUGCAGAGAGCCUGAGCACAGACCCCAUGGCAGACUGGUUUCCCCAUUAUCAUCAUUUCCUUCUCUCUUUCUGAAUCCAGAAAAUACAAUAGAGGAGCAACACCAACAAAAACAAUUUUUGACAUUUUGUGGUAAUAUUGCACUCCACCAUUUACCAUUGUGGGUUCCUUUUCAUAGCCUCAGGUUUGCUCUUGGUGCAGUGGAGUGAAACAACUGUUGAAAUGGUUAUUUAAAUCUUAAAACAAAACACAGUAACAAGAUCUUGGAAUAAGCCUUACUUGGUUCCCCAGGAGACUGUCUCUCCUUGAUAGGGUUUAAUAAGUGAAAUCACCUAUGAACAUUUUCUGACCUGCUGAGGGCUGAGCUGUAGGCUACCUUCACCUGACAUGGACCUCAGUUUAACUCAUCACAUUCUUCCCCAGCUCAUUAGGUUUUGUUUAGUCUUUUCAGGUUACAAAGAACAAUCCUCAUGAACAAUUAAUACCUCAGAAAAUAUUGAGUAGCAAAGCAAAUGGAUGAUUUGCACUUGGCAGGGCUUUAAGGUUGCCUCAAACUAAAGUAGCAGGCUUUGGUAAACCUUCACUGGCAAUUGGAAAGUCUAGGAGAACCUAACAGAUUGUAAGAACACAAUGGGCCUGAUUCUCCAUUGUCCUGCAGUUUGUGAAGUCAUUUAAAUCUGUGAAAAGUGAGAAACCGUGCUUCCACUCACAUGAAUGGCCAGUACGGAUUGCACGGUGUUUUACACUUGCUUUGCACCAGAGCAAAUGACUGAAGAUGCAAGACAGUGGAAAAACCAGGCCCUGUGGCUCCAUAGGACAGGGCAGGGGAGGGAAAUAGGCCUUCUCAUUGCUUGUAUCUUGUGUAGCCACUUACAAUUGUGCAAAGUGAAUGUAAAAUGCAGCCAAAUCGAAUAGGAGCAUUUUAUACCCACUACUCAUAGGUGUAAAUAGCUAUGCAAGUUGAAAGACAAUGAAGAAUCAAGCCCAACUGGACAUGUUCAGUCUUGAAGAAAGAAGUCUGAAGGGGGACCUGAAAAUCUUCAAAUAUGUUAAGGGCUGUGCCAAAGAAGAUGAGGAUCUAUUGUUCUCCAGAGCCACUAAAGGUAGGACGAGAAGUAAACAGCUUAAUCUGCAGCAAGGGAAAUUUAAGAUUAUAGAUUAUGAAAAACUUUCUAACUAGAAGGACAGUUAAGUGCUGGAACAGGUUACCGUGAGAGGCUGUGGAAUCCCCAUCAUUGGAGAUUUUAAAGAACGGGUUAGACAAACAUCUGUCAGGGAUGGCAGCGCGGGGUCAUGGACUAGAUGACCUCUCGAGAUCCUACAGUUAUAUGAUUCUAUAUAACCGUGUACUUUUUAAAGUGUUGAUGCAUUAUAAUCUUAUCCAGGCUUGGACCCCUGAAGAGUAGAGUGAGUGAUCUGACCCUUUUAAACUCUGUGAUUAAUUUUUAAACACCAAAUUGGGUGUGAUAAAUAGUGAAGACCGCCAGGAUGAUGUGCAUAUGAUCCAAUGCAUUUCAAAGGUAUCUGCUGGUAGUGCUUUUAAAAUGCAUAUAAUCCAAAAGUAUAUUAUGAAUACCGCUCAUUUUUCCUUGCUCCUUCCUUAUGAGUUAGAACUAUAACUGAGUUAGAAACCUAACUCCCAUCUUGCUUAAGUUGAUCAUGAUUUCUCCAUGGUUAAUUCUAUAGCAGGUAAGGACCAAAUUUUCUCGAGUUCAUUAUGGGUUCUUUUAGAGGUACCAUAUAUGUACCUUGUUAUUUAACUGCCACAUCACAGAUGAUAUUGCAAAAUCACUAGGGAUUUGAUUAGCCAGUGGCUGAAAACUUGACACCUGGUUAUUCAUGAUUUGUUCUACCAGGAGCACCUAGGAGCCCCAGCCAUAGACCAGGACUCCACUGGUGCUAGGCGCUGGACAAACACUAUGCAGAAAGACAGUCCCUGCCCUAAGGAAUUUACCUUGUAAGCAAAACAUCACUGGAACAUUUCAGUUAGAUUGCCUAGUGUACUUAAUUUACAUGGAAAAACACAGGCUAGACCUCUCUCAUUUCCCCUUAAUUUAUUAAACUCACUUUCCCAGACCCUACACAAACAUGAAUCUGCUUUAUUUCUAUAACCCUGUGAUACAUGGGGGGGGGGCGCGUAAGCUCCCUUUGAUGGACAUCCAUCCAGCCAUGGUAUCUGUUCCCUGCUUGCUUUACCUGUGGGCUUGUUAACCCUUUACAGGUAAAGCAAGCAGAGAAGAGAACUUCAAAAAGCAGACUGGCUGGGUGGGUAUCCAUCAGGGGGAGCUACUCCCCCGCCCACCCCUUUCAUGUAUCCCAAACCCACAUCAGCAGCAUCUAAGUUACAGAAAAGAGCAAAGGUAGAUUUUUUUUAAAAAAAUGGGGAUUUCAGCUGGAUGCAAAUACCUGAAAAAAAAUUACUUGUCUGGCCACUCCAUGCACACUCUUGUCUAUUUUAUGCUUCUAUGUUUUAUAUAAUUUAAAAAACCAGCACUGGGUUGCUUCUCCAUUUAAACACGAGAAAGUUGUUCACCACUCCAAAAUUGCAUGUUCAUGCAAGAUAAUUGUUUUUUUGGUGUUUGUUUGUUUUUUUUUCAUUUCUACGUGGACUUUAUUUUGGGGCAUUCCAGCUUGUGCUAUUAAAAGAUGGCAUCUGAUACAGAAUUCUACAUCCCAAUUUCCUAAUAGAGUCAGGUUCUUUCAAAACCUGAUUUUGAAAUCUCUUCACUGGCUACCAAUUUUGUUAAGCUUAGAAAAAGUGGCUGUGUGUGUUAAUCCUUAGAACAUUGCCAUUUUCCACAAUAGCGACAAAAUAACUGCAUAAGAGGACAUACACACAGUUUCCAAAGAAUUAAGUCUGUCUCUCAGGUCCAUAGUUAUGAAAAACACUAUUCUGCUCUUUUAGAAUUACCCAUGAACAGCUAUCAAUGGCUACAUAUACACUACAUGGAUCUAGGGCCUGAUAAGCAGAAGGGCUGAGCACCCAUCCAUCUUGUUGACUUCUGACAAGCUGGCCUCUAUAGUCUAUGUUCUACUCUAAACCCUCUUGUAGGGCCAUCAACCCAGGAGAGGAGUUACAAAAUAGAAAUACAGAUAUUUCCCAUUUGACCCAAUAUUAUGUAUGUGCAAAUGAAUGCUAUGGAAGAUGUGUAUAUAGCAGCUCUUUCCCAAGAAUUAAGACUACAACUGACUCUUCACCAAAUUCUUGUAUGUUAUGCUGUAUAUAUGAGGGAAAACAGAACCACCCUCAGGAGAAAAUCUCUAAAGAGCUAUAUAACCCUGGCCUCCAUCUUCUACCUUCAACAUACAAGUAAUCAAAGGAAGUUAAUUCCUAUGAAGGAAGCACAGCACACACUUACAGUAACUCCAUAAAAACAGCAGGAUAGUGGAUAUCUAUAAAGCUGCAAUACUUUCAUUUUCCCUAGUGUGGUUAAUAAACAUAUUUAAAAUGCGAUUUAUAAUGGCUACAAGAACAUAAAAUAUUGAAUAUAAAUAAUGACAAAUGAACAGUAAUAAUGAGAUAUACUCAGCCAAAUUCAGCUCUUUUACACCUGUGAAAACCCACUUGCAUCACGGUUUUCAGAGGUGUAAAAUAGUAGACUUAGUUCCAACGAAUGUCAUUAUCAAAACACUCUCAAAAUAUCAAAUGAAUUGUAUUAAAUUAGGCCAAUGUAAUAUCACUGAACAGGCUUCACAUAAUGCAAGUAAACUGUGUAUACACCCAUUGCCCUUAAAACUAAAGAAAUGAA
Molecule: messenger RNA, 7924 nt
Organism: Malaclemys terrapin pileata
Lineage: Eukaryota; Metazoa; Chordata; Testudines; Emydidae
Gene: DIPK1C
Product: divergent protein kinase domain 1C
Exons: 4
Coding region: 300-1547 (415 amino acids)
Source: RefSeq, a predicted model, not a curated record